This is a messenger RNA of Ceutorhynchus assimilis (cabbage seed weevil), 1708 nucleotides long. The record is from the annotation of a GenBank genome assembly. NCBI's taxonomy places the organism in Eukaryota, Metazoa, Arthropoda, Insecta, Coleoptera, Curculionidae.
UGAUGUGGAGAAGUACAAAAAGAAAUACCUACAUAUUCUCUAAAGAAUUAUUCACUCGGAUCACUUUUGUUUUCCCACGUAGCUCUCAAUACAGUAUAUUAAUCAUAGUUAGCAAUGUUGAAGCUAUUGAAAAAUUAGAGGAAUUUGUCUCAACAUGCCCUGAAAAAGUUCAAGAUUAAAUUUUGACUUGACACAUAAAGUGUGCUUCUUCAACAGAUACAGAAACUUCUCAAUUUCAACUUAUUUCCGUUGCCUUUGCUUUGUAAAUCGUGUAUGAAAUUACAACAACCAGCAUCAAACAAGUCCUGGUUGAUAACGUCAAACAAUUUUUGAGCGCCUGUCAAAUAUAUCCAAUUCGCACAAAUGGCUAAAAAUCUAGAAAUCAAAUCGGACCAACUAAGUCACGAACACAUUGUUAUUGUCCGUCCACCUCCGCCGAGAUACACUUUGAACGAGUGGCACUUGAAUCAUCAACACAGAGAAAGAUGCUGCUUGGAUCAGCAAAAAUUGGCCGAAUUAGUCACCCAAGAGGCCGACCGAGUCAGGGAAGAAGUCGAGGAACGAAUCAAGUCCAACAAAGAUGAAACUGAUAAGCAAAUUGAAAACCGUCGAAUAGAUAUUGAAUUUAAUGCUGUCGAAAUUCAAAAACAACGAAAAGAUGUGUGCAUUGAAAUCGACGAUUUGAAAACUUACAUGGAGAGAAUUAAAGAUUGUUUAGCUAGUUUGCAGAGAAACGCUAAAGUAAUUUGCGGAAAAUGUAUCAUACUCAGAGAAGGACGUAUUGGCAUUGACUUGUGCGAAGACGACGUUGAACACGAACUAAAAGCAGAAUUGAAUAUAAUUGAAGGUUCUCAAAAAAUGCUCCAAUCAACCCUUGAAGAAGCAAAUGAACAAGUUCGCAGACUCAAAUCAGUAACCUACUUCAUGGACAGAGAUUUGGAAGAUAAAGGCAACGUCGCCAAAAUCGAUAAUCACAACAGCAUUCUUAAAGAAACCAGUCUUAAUCUAAGCAUGUAUCACGGCUUCACUCCUUUAAACCAAGGCUUUAUAACAAACGAGGAAUGGGAAGAAUUCACCAAAAACAACAUCGAAAAAGCCUCAAAAGAAAUAAACUCCGCUCGCCAAUUCCGCACUUAUACAGACAUAAUUAUCAGGCAAGCUUUCCAAGAUCUUUGGAAUCAGUAUCAUGCAGUAAAUAACGCUUUCAAGCAACGAAUUCGUGAAAUCCGAAAGGCCAAAAACAAAAUGGAAGUUCAACAUUCCGAAGUUGUAAGACAAGCCAAUGAAAUGACACGAACCAUUACGGAAUUAGAGAAAUGCAUGUCGGAAAAAGAAGGUUUCAUGGCCUUGGCUCAUACUAGACUCGGUAACAGAGCUCAAAGACCUGGGAUGGAACUGUGCAAGGAUUUGGUUGAAAUUGCUUUGACGCAUGAAACAGUGGAGCUUAGAAGGAAUUUGAGUAAAACGCAAGAGGUUUUUGCGGAGGCUCAAGCUUCGCUACGGUAUCUUCUAAAAACCCAGAUACAACUCGAAGAGGAUUUGAAUGUGAAAACUAAUUCUUUGAAAAUUGAUGAAGUUGAUUGUAUGACUUUGAGAGAAAGCUUGGAUUAUCAUGCUUAUUGAUAUCUGUUUAUAGAAAUAUAUACAAAAAGUUUUUGAGAAGUAGAAAUGUUUUUGAUUAUCUCGCAAUUUUUGUACUAAUGUUCGC